Molecule: messenger RNA, 1221 nt
Organism: Durio zibethinus
Lineage: Eukaryota; Viridiplantae; Streptophyta; Magnoliopsida; Malvales; Malvaceae
Source: RefSeq, a predicted model, not a curated record
UCCUUUCUUCAAACUUACCCAUCCUUAGGUUUAACCUUUAGAUUAUUUCAUUUACCAUGUUAAUUAAUAAACCAGUACAAAUACAGAGUGCCAAUCCAAUCUGUCGCUGAAGCAAAAAAAAAAAAAAAAAAGAUUGAUUAUCAUCAACUUAUCAGGUUGGUGAAAUAUUUCUCUCCUUAUUAUUCCCAAAUUCUGAAUCAGAAACAAGAAUCUCAAAGUUUGUAAAACAGAAAAGGUCAUUAAAGGUAACAGAAAGAAGAAGACAUGGGAAGUAAGUCGUACGAGGACGCGAUUGCAGCUUUGUCGAAGCUUCUCAGAGACAAAACUGAUCUCGGCAGCGUCGCCGCCGCAAAAAUAAAAAAGAUAACAGCCGAGUUAGAGUCAGCUGCCUGUCCCACUCAGUUCGACGCGGUCAAGCGGAUCGAAACCGGUUUCCUUCACUUCAAGACAGAAAAAUAUGAUGUUUUUUGCAGGAAAAAUCCUGAUUUGUACGGUGCACUUGCCAAAGGCCAAAGCCCCAAGUUUAUGGUAUUUGCAUGCUCGGACUCUCGAGUCUGCCCCUCUCACAUCCUGGAUUUGCAACCAGGGGAGGCUUUUAUGGUCCGAAACAUAGCCAACAUGGUCCCGCCCUACGACAAGACAAUGUACUCUGGAGUUGGUGCGGCCAUUGAAUAUGCAGUUCUGCAUCUGAAGGUGGAGAAUAUUGUAGUUAUUGGACACAGCUGCUGUGGUGGUAUCAAAGGGCUCAUGUCUAUCCCAGACGAUGGGACCACUGCUAGUGAUUUCAUAGAACAAUGGGUUAGCAUCUGUGCACCUGCAAAGACCAAGGUGAAAUCAGAAUAUAGUGGGCUGAGUUUCUCAGAGCAAUGCACCAACUGUGAGAAGGAGGCAGUGAAUGUUUCUCUAGGGAACCUACUGACAUAUCCAUUUGUGAGAGAGGCUGUAUUGAAGAACACCCUUGUCCUAAAAGGUGCACAUUAUGAUUUUGUUAAUGGAAAGUUUGAUCUCUGGAAUCUCAACUUCCAGAUUACACCCACUUUGGCUGUAUGAGUAUUUUGCAUUUUCCCCAUAUAGUAAAGCGUCUUUUGCUAUGCUGCUUGUAUAUUCCCCCAUGAAUACCAUUCCCAGAGAAUAAAAGUGGUCGGGUCAUAUCUUGUUCCACUCUGUGUUUAAUUUCCUCUGUGAAAAAUGCAAAGAGAAAGUCCUGCUUUGACUAGACAA